Molecule: messenger RNA, 237 nt
Organism: Peronospora matthiolae
Lineage: Eukaryota; Oomycota; Peronosporomycetes; Peronosporales; Peronosporaceae
Source: the annotation of a GenBank genome assembly
AUGGCAGAGGCAGGAGAGUGGAUCAGCGCAACGUGGGAUGGUGGCAAUAUAAAUUAUGAGAGGCUCCUGUUCAGCUACGACCUCGAUUGUGGCUCGCUUGUGCUACAGUAUCUCGAGUUCCAGUGGACUAUCAAGAGUGACAGGUUCCAAGUCGUCCCCACUGACUUCCGUACAGACAGUGGUCGAGGCCACACGUCGAGGCUGGGGCUGUAUAAAUUAAUACCGUCAACCAAGUAA